Molecule: messenger RNA, 1254 nt
Organism: Trypanosoma cruzi
Lineage: Eukaryota; Euglenozoa; Kinetoplastea; Trypanosomatida; Trypanosomatidae
Product: RNA-binding protein, putative
Exons: 1
Coding region: 1-1254 (417 amino acids)
Biological process (GO): maturation of LSU-rRNA from tricistronic rRNA transcript (SSU-rRNA, 5.8S rRNA, LSU-rRNA)
Cellular component (GO): nucleolus
Molecular function (GO): RNA binding
Source: RefSeq, a predicted model, not a curated record
AUGGGAAUUAAAAGCAAGAACUCGACGAGGAAGGCCUUCUCGGAGGCUGCAGCGAAUGCGGCGAGGACGGCUGUCGAGACGGUUACUGUGCGCACGGCGGGUAAAACGCCGCAUCGUCGUGUAAGUUUUGAAGCAGCAGACGUCACGAAGAAGAAAUCAUCCGGUGAAUCCAAAGCCGUGAAAAACACAAAGAAUUCCGCUGCGGCAGCGAAGCGUGCCAUCGUGGGCGGCAUCAUCGAAGCCAGAAAACGUCCCCGUGAGGAGGAAGACGGGGAGGGGGAUGAAGACGACGACGACGACACCGCUGCUCAUGAUGUCCAUGACGACGAGGAAGAGGAGUCGGAUGUGCAGUCUGUGGAUCCUGAUAGUGACAACGAGGAGAAUUUAAGCGAGCUUGCCGACAGCGAGAACGAAAGUGAGGCAAGUCAGGAGGAGGAGUGGGAAAAUCCAUUUGAGAAGUCAAAGCGUGAAGGGACGCGGUUGUCUUACGAGGCGCUGCGUCUUCGUUUUCUUCCGCCGGAGUUUCAGGAGCCACAGCUCUUCAAGUUCCUCUCGCAGUUUGGCGCAAAGGUGCUGAACUGCUUCUGUGUACGGAGCCGAAGAACACAUCAAUCGAAGGGUAUUGCGUACGUCCAGUUUGAUUCCCCAGCAGUGCUCCCGACGGUGGUGGAGGAAUGUCACGGCAUGUCACUUGGCGGCCGUGCUGUUCAAGCGAAUGUCGUCACUUUACACCGUGCGAUGCCGUCAAAGGAGAAGAUUGCCCAGCGACGACAGCUUGCGUACGCGUACAAGACACGAGGUGCACCUCUCCACCAUCAUGAUAUACGCAAGAAGAACCCCAUUGCAGCACUCAUUAAAUACACCAACGUGGAGAAGGCGAACAAUGAGCACUUGAAGCGCCUUGGUAUUGACUACGCGUACCACGGGUUUGAAGAGCAACUGAAGAAAAUUCCUAGCCAUCUGAUCAUCCGGAAAAAGAAAAGGGCGAGGAAGGCCCAUAGAAACGAUAAGAACGCCACAGAUAAAAAAAAUAACGUGGAAUUAACAGUUGUGUCGUCAUCUUUGUUGUCUUCAGGGACAGCCGCCGCCACUGCGACUGGGCAGAGAAGAAUGAAAAAGUCUGUUAGGGGCGAUGGCACCGCAGUUGCCUCCCCAUCCUCCGCCCCGGCGGCAUCUCAAGCAGGAAACAAAAAAAAGAGGACAGUUGCCACUGCCAAGAAGAGGCGCCGUUUGGGGACCUCUACAAGUGAGUGA